AUGGCGAUGGAUGCACUGAGGAACCUGACCACACACAUACCUGGGUGGCUUUCAAGGCUAGAUGUCUUGAGUGGUGAGAUAAACAAGCGCCAGACCGAACUGGCCGCUCUGGCCAAGAACGAUGCCAAUGCUGAGACGAGGUCGAUGAGAAAUAAGGGCUCGACGGAGUCUUUGAAACCCAAAGAUGACGGCCCAUCAAAUAUACCCGCCCCCGAGGACCUAUCCGAAAUUAAACAAAGUCGCCCUCCCAUUGUGAAUAGAAACCCACGGGACACCGCCGAGAAACAACGACCAUCAUCAUCCGACCCGACAGCUGGUGAUCUAAAGGCUAGUGAGAACACGGCUGAAGCCAUCAAAGCUGCCCAGGAGCGUGCUAGAGCGCAGGCCAAGAAGAGGAUUAAGCCAUCAUCUGUGGUUUCUGCAGAGGGAACUGUGAAGCCCACGUAUCGGACAAGAAGCAUGAUCAUUGUCUACUACGAUAGCUAUGUUCAAGGAUUCUUCGAUGAAUUGGUGAGGUUUACGUCUUCCAGUAGAAACUUGAUGCGCAAAGCCAAGAUGGCCGCCAAGGUUGCGCAGAUUAAGAAACUAGCCGAGGGGAACUUGGAGGGCGAGGACGGUGAAACGGCUCUUCCCUCACUACGUUAUGCGAGCUCGAGACGCUUUGGUGCUAUGGGAGGCAUUUCGCGACCCGGCUUUGGCCCCUCAAGGGCCAAUGACCAACCAGAUAUCUACGACAAUCUCGACAAGGGCCUGGACUUUGUGCAAGGCACUUGUGAGCACGGAGCGCAUCAGUUUUUGAGAGAUGCUGAUUGCAACGACGAGAUCAAGAAUAUUCAGAGCAGGCUCUUAAAGGUCUACGAGAUGGCAAAAGCUGAGAUGGAGCGCAUUGAAAAGGAGGAGCCGGAACUUGCAAAAGAGACGGGCGAGCUGACAAAAGCUCGCACUCAUCGGCCCAUCAGUAUGAGAAAGCAGCUCGCUUCCAAGGAUGGUGAUAAUGCAAAGGACGAUGAGCCGCUUGUCGCCGAGGUGCUUCCGUCUUCGAACCCCAGAGGCUCACAUAUCGAGCCCGCCCUCCAACCGCAGACUCUGGAGGUGGACGAUGCUUUGGAGGCAGAUGAAGGUAUUGCUGUGGACUACGAACUACCUAAAUUACAAUACCGCUCGACGCGGGACAUGCGUCGAAGAGCGUGA
Molecule: messenger RNA, 1191 nt
Organism: Clonostachys byssicola
Lineage: Eukaryota; Fungi; Ascomycota; Sordariomycetes; Hypocreales; Bionectriaceae
Source: the annotation of a GenBank genome assembly